UCAAGAAACCCAGUGCACAUCCAGUGUGGACAGCGUUAGCUUAUACAUUGUGUAUGUAUAUAUGGCCUUAAAUGAUAGCUGCCCCACAUUGAGUAUCAGUUUAUAUCUUGGAUCCUCCAGUUUGUGUUUGAGCAGUUGAUUGUCCUGGAUUAUGAUACCCUAAACUCUAUUUUCUAUGAGCACUCAAUCAGUGUGACAGUGGGAUAUGGGUGCUCCCUGCACGUCGAAAGAGGAAUUUCCUGUCAGAAAGGGGCUUUUGGGAGGACAUGAUUAAAAGUGAAACUAACGAAAGCACCAGAAAGCUGCAUGACAGCUCUUGAUUUCUCUGGAUUGUGAUCUGAUCUGGUUUCUCUCUCAAUAUCUGUGAGACUGAAGACAAUCAGGAAUGAGGGCCUUCAGCAUCAUCUUCAUCACUUUCUGUCUGAUCUCAGGUCAGGUUCUGUGUUUUAAAGUGAUCGGCUGCUCUGGAGGGAGUGUGAUGUUCAAGUGCAUGAACCCAAACAAGAGAGAGUCUUCUGAUCAGUUUAAAGGAAAGUAUUUCUGCAGAAACAGAGACUGUACGACAGGAAUCAGUACUGAGACUCGGCACUGGUGGGUUAAUAAUGAGAGAUUCGCUCUGUAUGACGAUGAAAACAGAGGAUUCUUCUCAGUGUUCAUCAGGAAGCUCAGCAGAGAGGAUGAUGGGAAAUAUAAAUGUGGAAACAACCAGGAAUGGAGUCAUAAUGUUGAUUUAGUGGUGAACAACAACUCUUCAUCUUGUGGGACGUCUGUUAUCCGAUCUGCAUAUAAAGGUCAAACGAUCACUUUCAGCUGUGAAUAUGAACACAAGUUUGAAACACACACCAAAGUCUUGUACAGAGUGAAUGGAGAUCCUGUGCUUCUGCUGAAGAUCUCUCAAUCAUCACAAUCAUCUGAAGAGAAGUUCAUCCUGUCUGACAAUCAGAGAGAUCACUUUACUGUGACCAUCAGAAACAUUUCUGAAGAGGAGCGUGGAGUUUAUUUAUGUGGAGUGGAGAGAGACGGAGAAGAUAAACCACUUUCAGAAACAUCAAUUACUCACAUAACCUUCAUUAAAGAGAUUGAGCUGAAAGUUCAUCGUCAGAUAUCUUCUGUCCAGGUUGAGGCCUACAUCAGUAAAUCAGUCUUCAUCACGUGUGAAUUUCCAGAAGAAUUCAAAGAAAACCAGAAAUUCAUCCAGAAAGAUUCAUCACAGGAGAUCUCUGUUAAAGAACAGAAUCAGUGGAUCCAUCAUGAUAGAGUUCACAUGUAUGAUGAUACCAGUUCAGGAGUUUUGAAGGUUUUUAUCAGUGAUUUAACUGCAGCUGAUGAAGGAACGUACAGAUGUGGAGUGAAAACUGUUAACGAUCAUGUCUUCAUGACGAUCACACUGAAGAUCAAUCAAGGUGAUCAUUUCCCUGAAUCAAGUGAAUCAGCUGCUGUUAUUGGUGAAAGUGUGAAACUCAGCUGUAAUUCCCCUGAGAAACAGCAGUCCAUCAAACACAUCUGUAAAGAGAACAAGAAGAAGAUCUGUCAGAACAUCAGUUCAUCAGAGAAGCAGCGCUUUGAGUUUUCUGACAGUACAGCAGGAGUUUUUACAGCGAGCAUCAGUAAUGUGAGCCUGAGAGAUGCUGGAGUUUACUGGUGUGGAGCAGAAACCAGACACGAGCAUCUGACUUCUGUUUCUCUCACCAAUAAACAUCAAAUGACUUUAACCAUGCCUCCAGUGAUCGGACGUGAAGGAGAUUCAGUCCAGAUCAAAUGCCCUUAUGAUAAAAAACACUCAAAAGAAGUAAAGUAUCUGUGUAAAGGAAAGAGUUUCACUAAAGAUGCUCAAAUUAUCAUUCGCUCAGAUGAAGGUCAUGUUAAUAACCCAAAGAUUUCAGUAAAGGACGACACUGAACUCAAUCUCUUCACUGUGACCAUGACUGAGCUGAGAGCAGAGGAUGCUGGGAAAUACUGGUGUGCAGUGAAAGAUGUGUUUAAUCUUCCCAUUGAGCUCAUGAUCAUCAGGAAGGACGCGAUCACUCAUGAAGCGUCUGUCGGAGGAUCAGCGUCCAUCAGCUGUAAACACAUCAGGAAACAAACACAGAGGUUUUUCUGCAGAGGAGAUCAGCCCAAUAUCUGCUUCAGAGACGGAGUUCAUGUUUCAUCAGAUAACAGCAGAUUCUCUCUAACUGAAGAAACCUUUACUGUGAAGAUCAGCGAUCUGAGAGCAGAGGAUUCUGGGAAAUACUGGUGUGCAGAGGAGAGCUCUGGGUCCUUUAUAUUCACUGAAGUUCAGCUACACCUGUCCCUGAGUUCAGCUCUAAUCAUCUGUAACCUUAGUAAUCCUGAAGACACUGAGCUUGUCCAGGAAUCAUUUCAUCAACAGACAGAAGACAGACAGGAGCUCAUGAAACGACUCAAGAAGAUGCCAGGAGCCAUUCAGAUCCUGAAUCAAAUCCUCUCUAUUCCCCAGUUCAGUCACCCACAAACCCCUCUGAUUCACAGAAUCCACUUUACUCCACAAUUCAGUCACCCACAAUCCCCUCUGAUGGGCUCCUGUAUGCUGCUGUCAGUUUCCAGAAGCAUGGAGAGUCUCACAGUAAAGCUACACACAUGUCUCUUUUCUCCACAACAUCAGAUACAGAGAGAGAUCUAA
Messenger RNA from Carassius carassius (crucian carp), 2641 nucleotides. Its product is annotated as polymeric immunoglobulin receptor-like. The transcript has 12 exons. Lineage: Eukaryota; Metazoa; Chordata; Actinopteri; Cypriniformes; Cyprinidae. The record is from RefSeq and is a predicted model, not a curated record. The coding region runs from base 386 to 2641 and encodes 751 amino acids.